CGUAUGUUCAUUCUGUUGUGUAUUAUCCGGCAACGUUGCCCGCGAGUCCAUUAAACUUUUUAAAUCCAUCGAUAACUCAUCCUCAGUAUUUAUCGCUCCUCCUUUCGCGGUUCAUUCUUACAAUUAAUUUUAAAUUAAUAAUAACAAUUAAUAUAUUUACUGUUUAUAUUUUUUUUGGUAUAAAAUGUCUCGAGGUUUAAUCAAUUGGAGUCAAUUAAGACGUUACAGUUCAUUGCCCGAAUUACCGAGCUGCAAGUACUCGACUCCAUUUUAUCAAGCAACCGAUUACGAGACAGUAAAAGCAACAAGACUCGCUCCAAGUGAACGUCCUUAUUACAAAAAACCUCUUCUUAUACAUGAGGGUCAUGGUCAGUGGCUAUGGGAUCACACUGGCCGCCGUUACCUAGAUAUGUUUGCUGGAAUAGUAACUGUCGGAGUUGGACAUUCCCACCCAAAAAUUACAGAGGCAUUGUCACAACAAAUAUCAAAGUUAGGCAGUACGACGGUGAUUUAUAUGCACCCGCAGUAUCACGAGUACGUUGAUAAAUUAAAAAAAAAAUUACCAGAGAAUUUAAACGUGAUUUAUUUAGUAAACAGCGGGUCAGAAGCAAAUGAGUUGGCAUUUUUAUUAGCAAAACUUUAUACUGGAGCACAAGAAAUUAUUUCUUUGCAAAAUGGAUAUCAUGGAGGAACAGCAGCGACGCAGGCUGCUACUGGUUUAAAUAUUGCUAAAUAUCCAAUACCUCAAGCUCCUGGAUUUACUCACGUAAUGAACCCCGAUGUUUAUAAUGGACCCUGGGGCUGUUCUCAUUGCCGAGACUGUCCAAUCUCCCAUGGAAAAAAUUGUUCAUGUGUUGGAAAUAAUUGCCAAGCUGCUGAUAAAUAUUUUGGUCAAUUACAGAAUAUAUUUAAAUAUUGUCUUUCGUCUUCCAAACCCGUAGCUGCUUUUAUUGCUGAAAGUAUUCAAGGUAUCGGGGGUAUCGUUCAGUAUCCGAAGACAUAUUUAUCAAAAGUCUAUGAUUUUGUACGUAGUAAGGGAGGUAUUUGCAUCGCUGAUGAAGUCCAAACGGGAUUCGCCAGAACCGGUGAUCAUUUCUGGGGCUUUCAGGGUCAUGGGGUUACACCGGAUAUUGUUACAACGGCAAAAGCUAUUGGUAAUGGAUUUCCUCUAGGUGCUGUUAUCACUACCAAAGAAAUAGCUGAGGUUUUAAAUAAAGCCAUGAGAGUAAACACUUUCGGUGGCAAUCCACUGGCUUGUGCUGUCGGUUCAGCGGUUCUUGAUAUAAUAGACGAGGAACAGCUUCAAGAAAAUUGUAAGACAGUCGGUACACAUUUAUUACAUCGCCUGAGUACUCUGCUGUUGGAUUAUCCGACGAUUAUUGGAGACGUCAGAGGCAAAGGAUUGAUGAUUGGAAUUGAAUUGAUUCGCGAUGUUGAAACAAAAGAGCCCUUGCCAGUGGAGCAAGUGCUGGAUAUUUUUGAAGACAUUAAAGACAUGGGUGUGCUGAUUGGCAGAGGUGGAGUCAAUGGAAAUAUAUUGAGAGUAAAGCCACCGAUGUGCAUUACAAAAGAAGACGCUGAUUUUGCUGUCGAGAUAAUUAAAAAGUCACUGGACAAUCAUCGAGAUAAAUAUAUCAGUGACAAGGAGUCGGUUUUCUUUGGGGGAAUUUAAUAAAAUCGAACUGUGAU
Microplitis mediator is the source of this 1689-nucleotide messenger RNA. Its product is annotated as alanine--glyoxylate aminotransferase 2, mitochondrial. The transcript has 8 exons. The coding region runs from base 185 to 1672 and encodes 495 amino acids. Gene Ontology annotation, molecular function: L-alanine:glyoxylate transaminase activity; pyridoxal phosphate binding. Gene Ontology annotation, biological process: glyoxylate catabolic process. The record is from RefSeq and is a predicted model, not a curated record. Gene Ontology annotation, cellular component: mitochondrion. NCBI's taxonomy places the organism in Eukaryota, Metazoa, Arthropoda, Insecta, Hymenoptera, Braconidae.